UGAAUCCACUUUUAAAAGAAUUUGUUUUUUUGAUUGAUUGGGUUUAUCAAAAAUCUAUUUUUGAUCUUAAACCAUCAUUGAGCAGCAGUAUUUGAUCGAAAGGAGAAAAAACAAUGGAAAAAUCCAAUGAUCAAUCACAAAAUGGUAAUGAUAAUGAAUGUUAUCAACCAUCAGAAUUUAAAUUAUCCGAUUAUCUUGAAGAUAUUGAUUCAAUAUCACCUAUAUUGGAUAAACCAAACAUAACAAAUGGUCAUCAAGCUAAACAAACUGUACGACGUUGGGCAUUGAUUAUUGUUGAUGUACAAAAUGAUUUUGUUGAAGGUUCAAUGGCAUUGAAUCAUUUUUUUAAUGGUGAAGAUGCUGCCGAAGUUAUACCGGCUAUUAAUCGUUUAUUAAAAUAUGUUGAAUUUGAUUUAGUUGUUUAUAGUCGUGAUUGGCAUCCAAUUGAUCAUUGUUCAUUUCAUUCAAGUUCAGUUCAACCGAAAACACCUAUUACACAUAAAUGGCCUGAACAUUGUAUUGAAAAUACAUGGGGUGCACAAUAUGUUGAUGGACUUAUUACCGAUCCCGGAAAAUUUAAUGCAAAUGUUAAAAAAUUAUCCAUACAAAAAGGUAUGAAACGUGAUGAAGAAUGUUUUUCAGCAUUUCGUGGACAAAUAGUUGAAUCAACACAAACAUUACACGAAGUGAUUAAAAAUGAAAAAAUUGAUCAAAUUUUCGUUUGUGGUUUGGCAACUGAUUAUUGUGUACGAGAAACAUGUCAUGAUGCAAAAAAUUUUUGUCCAAGACAAGAAACAUUUGUUUUAGUUGAUGCAAGUCGUGGUGUAAAACCAUUUCAUCCAUCCAAAUUUCAAGAAAUUGGUGUUAAAAUGAUAACUACCGAUCGUUUAAUACAAUCAGUAUUAAUACAUAAAGUAAAAUCAUUAAAAAAUGAUUCUUCAAUAAUCAAUAAUAAUGAUAAUUAAUCGAUUGAUUAUAAUCAAAUUCAAUUUCCAAAAGGGCCCAAAAAUUGAAAUUAUUAU
Molecule: messenger RNA, 1022 nt
Organism: Dermatophagoides pteronyssinus (European house dust mite)
Lineage: Eukaryota; Metazoa; Arthropoda; Arachnida; Sarcoptiformes; Pyroglyphidae
Gene: Naam
Product: Nicotinamide amidase
Source: RefSeq, a predicted model, not a curated record